Molecule: messenger RNA, 2201 nt
Organism: Hippoglossus stenolepis (Pacific halibut)
Lineage: Eukaryota; Metazoa; Chordata; Actinopteri; Pleuronectiformes; Pleuronectidae
Gene: thg1l
Product: tRNA-histidine guanylyltransferase 1-like
Exons: 7
Coding region: 307-1200 (297 amino acids)
Biological process (GO): tRNA modification
Molecular function (GO): tRNA guanylyltransferase activity; magnesium ion binding
Source: RefSeq, a predicted model, not a curated record
UCAGCUGUUUGUUUUACCUUAGUUGGUUUUAAUAUCCGGAACUUUAGUUCGUUUCGUUUGUUGUACCGCUACGACACAGUUCGGUGUCGGACUGUACACAAUGUGUGUGGUGUGAUGUGACAUCUUUGUUGGACUAUUUUCAUAUCAACAGCUUCGUUAACCCACGAAAUCAAAAGUUGUUUGUGUAGUUGAGUAAAUAGUCAAAUAUUAGCGCAUGAAGCUAACUGGUUUCCUAGACGCAGCUGACUGUGUGUUUAUUGAAGGUGAAGAGGACCAACACCACAUGACACCCAAGUGCACAGCCUCAUGGUGAUUGGAAUUACCUGCAGAUUUCUUGGCUGUCCAAGGUUCGGCGUUGUCAAACCCUCAGCCCAUCUUUUCACCUCCAGCAACAUGGCAAAGAGCAAAUUCGAGUAUGUCCGCAACUUUGAGACGGAUGACACGUGUCUCCGGAACUGCUACAUAGUCGUGAGACUGGAUGGUCGAAACUUCCACAGGUUUGCUGGGCAGCACAACUUUACAAAGCCCAAUGAUAACCGAGCCUUGGGCUUGAUGAGCAGGAGUGCACGCUCUGUGAUGGAGGAACUAGAGGACAUCACCAUAGCUUACGGUCAAAGUGAUGAGUUCAGCUUUGUUUUUAAGAGGACCUCCAACUGGUUCAAGAGGAGAGCCAGUAAGCUCAUGACCCACAUUUCCUCCCAGUUCUCCUCCUCAUAUGUGUUUUACUGGAAGGAAUUUUUCGAGGAUCAGCCCCUGCUGUAUCCCCCAAGCUUUGACGGACGUGUGGUCCUGUAUCCUACCAACCAUAACCUCAGAGACUACCUCAGCUGGAGGCAAGCAGACUGUCACAUAAAUAACUUGUACAACACCGCGUUUUGGACAUUAGUACAGAGGGGAGGGCUCAACACAACUCAGGCAGAGGAUCGUUUAAAGGGAACAGUAGCUGCAGAUAAAAAUGAGAUCCUGUUUUCAGAGUUUGACAUCAACUACAACAAUGAAUCUGCCGUCCACAGGAAAGGCACCACUCUCAUCUGGGAAAAGCGAGAAGAAACUGUCAUUAAACGCAUGAAGCCCCCAGGUGAAGAGGAGAAGGACGUGCCUGUGACCAGCAGCAGGAGGAAGGUGCAGGCCUACCACUGCGACAUUAUAGGAGACCAGUUCUGGGAGGAACACCCAGACGUCCUGGAAAACGACAGCUAACAGCUCCUCUCCUGCUGCAGGAGAACGACUCUGAGCUCAGCUCGGCCAGAAUGGUUGAAGUGGACCCAUAUGAUGUUCCCUAGAGGCUAAAAGAACGUUUUCUGAACCUGAAAGCUUUGAUGACAAACUUAGUACAGUGGCUGUUAAAAGUAAAUUAAACUUCUGUCAAAAUCCUCACUUGCCUAAAUUGCACCAUGUCUCUUGUGUUCAAAGGGAAACAGGUGAUUUCAAAAUUAUAUAUUGAGGACAUGACCAGCACAUCACAUCUGCCUCUCUCAGGCCUGGUCUAGUGUAUCCUCUAAGGUCACUUUCCAAAAAUAUAUUCUUAUUUGAUCUCAUGAAUGGCAUUUAGAAUACCACCAUUACUUGCUCUGGAAUGUUUAUAUGAUUCCUUUUGGCCCACUGUUUCUUCGAGGUUUUUUUUCAUCCCUGUGGGCGUUUUGAGUUUCAACACUCCCUGUUUAGUUCCCGGAGUUUGGAUUUUAAUGAUUCAGGAAGCCCAUCUGGAAAGUUUUCAAUAUUACUUCAACUUUAUUGUAAUCAGGAGCAAAUCUGAGGUAUAAAUAAACAGAGGAAAGCAGAAACUUGUGCCUCGGCAGAAACAAGUGGCCUUGUCUUACAGCCAGGACGCCAUUUGGAGAUGUGAAUGGAUUCAUAAGCCUGCACUCUCAUCUGUGCUAAGAAUACCUCACACACCCUGCGUACACUCUAUCCCUCUGACAUGUGCUUGGUGGCAUAUUUAUCGUGGCACUCACUCAGUGUGAAUGGCGACUGGAGACUUGAAGUGGUACUGUAUUUUGUUACUGUAGUAGGCUCAGUUACUGGCAGGUAUUGGAGCUGUAUUUUUGGUUCUCUGACCUUGUUAGAAUCAUAAUGCUACUGUACUUUAUGUAACUCGUGUUUUAUCAUUUGGAAUCAAAUUCAUUCAUAGAGUUCUGUCUGUUUUAAUAAGAAGUGUUUGUUAUACUCUCCACUCAUUAAAAUUUACAAAACACUUAUAA